GGCCGAAAUUGGUAAAAAUAAAAAUAAAAAGGUCUUCUCUUCCCUUUAGAUAUUUUGCCAAGGCUAAGAUGUAGUUAUUAUAUUAAUUUUGUUCCAGUUUAUAGAGCUCAAAAUCUAAGCUUUAUUUUACGUAGACUUUAGUUUUACGAACAAGGCUAAAAUGCAUGACAUGCCCCCUGAGCCCAGCUGUACUAACGAAGAGACAACUGUUGGUUAUAAACCCGUGAGUUACCUCAGAGGUGUAAAUUCUUCAAUGUGCUUACUGCUACCCACGAUGUCAUGUUCUACUUCUUUAGAAUUUAGGCAUCCUCUUUCAGAAGAAAUGAAUGAAGACCAAUUCCUUGAUAUAACCGGAGAUUCCAACAUUACCAAUAUGCAAAAUUCAGAUGUGUCUGCAGGUGAUUCUUGCUCAUCUGGAGACUCGAAUUCCGUCGUUCAAGAUCCUGUUAGUGCGCAGUUAAUAAACAACAUUAGCAUGUUGGACUAUCAAACUCUUAGUAAAAAUGAUGAUCUUAUUGUUGGGCAACCUGAAGGUUGUAAAAUCAAUGGGAAUUUGACUGUUAACAAUCGGAAAUUACCAAACUUUGUGAAUUGGAACUGGGUUAUUAUAAGAAAAGUACUAUUAUGGGUUGUUGUAUCAGGACUUGUUGCAUGUUUGGGAGCAAUCAUAGCUAUGGUCAUUACAAUGCCUAAAUCCUGUGAUCCAGAUUUGCCAUGGCACCAAGGCAAAGUGUUUUAUGAAGUAUUCCCAGCCAGUUUUAAAGAUUCUAAUGAUGAUGGAUUUGGCGAUUUUAGAGGUCUAACAAAAAAACUUGAUUAUAUUAAAGAUUUGGGAUGUAAUACAGUCAGACUUAAUUACAUAUUUGAGGCACAAGAUUAUCCUGAAAAUUAUAAUCAUGCAACAUACUUGCUUAAAGUUGAUAGAAGCUUGGGCAAUUUGAAGGAUUUUCAAGAUCUAGUAAAAGUAAUACAUGAUAAAGAGAUGUACAUCAUUUUGGAUAUCCCAGUUUUAAAUAUGAUUGCUCCUAUAGAAAAAGAUAAUGCCAACCAUUCUUCACUUGUAACAAAUGAUACAACAGUAUACUUUGGUGACAUGUCUGCUGCUAUUACAUUUUGGUCCCAAGCACAAAAUGUGGAUGGGUUUUAUUUAAAAAAUCUGGAAAACUAUGUUAAUGAUGUCAAUUAUGCUAAAUCACUGCAGAUUUGGAAGCAAAUCAUUGGAAGUGACAAAAUAUUGAUUGCAAGUGAAAAAGCUUUAGAGUCAACCAAAAAUGAUGAUCUUACAGUAUUCCUUAACAGAAUAGAUCUUAUUGAUGUUUAUUUAGAUUUAGAUGAAGGCAUUAAAGGAUUGAAGAAACAUAUUGAUAAAGUUGUCUUUGGCACUUUAAAGGCCAAAGCACAUUAUCCAUGGAUUCUCUGGAAUGUGGGAAAUGUUAACAGUGAAAGGAUUUCUUCUCGAUAUUCAAAUAAUACUCUAUCUUUAACAGCUCUUGAAAUGGCAUUACCUGGUACUAUCAGUUUAUUCUAUGGUGAUGAAAUAGGUUUGAAAGGUUUAUCCAAAAAUGAAGUUGAAAAAGAUUUUCAUGAAUACAACAAAAUUCAUAAUUUAGUUAGUAUGACAUUUACUGGCAAUAAUGAGAGUGCAGCCAUUUUACCUUGGAAUUCAAAGGCUACAUCUGGUCCAAGGUAUCAUUAUCUAAAUGUUAUAAAGAAAUUUAUUGAAACCAGAUUGAAGACUCCAACAAUUUAUAUGAGAGCUAUUUUCAAAGAUGGCACCGCCGGUAAGAAUAUGAAAAUACGUAUAAUUGAUGAAAAUUUGGUUAUUAUUGAACGUUGGUAUCCUCGGCGUAACAGUUGCGUCUUUAUUGGAAACUUUGGAGGUGAGUCAAUCACAACAGAUCUGUCAUCAAUGUUCUACAGCGGCACCGUUAUGGCCAGCACCAACAGUUCCUCUAUUGGCGAAGUUCUGUACUUUGAUAAAGUUACAUUUUCUACUAAUUCUGCAAUGAUCUUAAAAUUAGAAAAGUAAAACUGUUUUGUAUUUCAGACUUUAUUAAAGUCAAAUAAUUAUAAGUUGAAUCAAUUUAAUCGAUCAAUGUAAUUAAAAAUACUUAUGAUAUUAUAUUUACUACUAGA
Messenger RNA from Papilio polytes (common Mormon), 2136 nucleotides. Its product is annotated as 4F2 cell-surface antigen heavy chain-like. NCBI's taxonomy places the organism in Eukaryota, Metazoa, Arthropoda, Insecta, Lepidoptera, Papilionidae. Gene Ontology annotation, biological process: carbohydrate metabolic process. Bases 161 to 2029 code for a protein of 622 amino acids. The transcript is spliced from 3 exons. The record is from RefSeq and is a predicted model, not a curated record.